ACCUCUUACUGACAUAAAGUAUUAGUCUAAACUUAAAACUCAAAAUCAAUAGAAACUUUUAGGAUUCUUUUAAAAAAAGAGAGAAAAGAAAAAAAAAAAAAAGAAAUUUCAAAGAAAAAAUAAAGUAAAAAGAAAUUCCCAAUCAUAUCAGAAUUUGACGAGGGUAGUAAGGGAAAACACAGAACAAAAAAAAGAGCAAGUAGUGGGAUGACCCAAAAAUACCCCUUUUUAUAUGAAUUUUGAUGUAUAUUUCAAUUACCCUAAAAAAAACUCUCUUUGAAUCGCCAACAAUCUUGCUCAAUUCUUAGCUACCCUUUUGCCCCUGCAAAUUUAUCUCUUCCCUUCCUCUACCCUCCUCCUAUAAGGUGAUUUCUGAGGUGGGGUUUUAUAAAGUUCGAAUCUUUCUACAAUUUGUAAGAUACACAGAUCAAGAAUUUGGUGAUUCUGUAAUUUCUGCUUCUAGAAUUCGCUGUUUCUGUGUUGUUUGCUGGAAUCUUGUUGCUGAAGCUGAAUAUCUGAAACUGCUUGACUGUUGCUUGAUGAGUCUUGUUGAGUAAAUAGGAGUGAGAGUGAUAUGGAGGAUUAAUUUCUAUUUGGUGUGAGUCAAUUUAGUUGUGGGUUCAUGGAAGACCGCGAUUUGGUUAUUGGGUCGAGUCAUGGUUUUCCUAAUGUGAAACAAGAAUAUGGAUUUUUCAAUAACCAUGAAUUUAUUUCUAGUCAAAAUCAUGGUUUAGGGCAUGGGAAUUCUUUACCUUUAGAAGACAACCAUGAGAUUGGGUUAGAUGUGCAACAUGACAAUGAGCAUGAUUUGGGAUUAGCUCAUGAACAGAGCCACCAUUUGACUAUUAGCCAGAUUGAUGAGGAUAAUAUGAGUCCGCUGCAAUUAGUUACUCGUGAUUAUGAUCAAGAUGAUGGAUAUAGUCAUGAAGAUGAGGCUGAAUCAAAUGUAGGUUCUAGUGGACAGGUGGUAGACAAAGGGAAUUUUGAGGAGCCGGGUCAUCAGUUGUGUGAUACAGAUGAAAGUCAUAAGUUGGAUCACUUAGAUGUUUCAGAUACCCAUGAUUUUGAUAAAAGCCUUGAGAUUAAUGGCAACCAUACUCAAGAGAUGAGCAUUGCUCCUACUUCAGAUUUUGAAAUUGGGGUGCCUGAGCUGAUUUACUCAGCGCCUCCUAUAGUGCAGUCACGGUGUCUUGCUCCAGCGCCUGACCAUGAAUUGCAUGUGGGACAGGAAUUUCCUGAUGUGCAGAGCUGUCGUAGGGCACUUAGAGAUGCAGCCAUCGCCCUUCAUUUUGAAAUUCAGACUGUCAAGUCUGAUAAAACUCGCUUCACUGCCAAAUGUGUCAACGAGGGAUGCCCUUGGAGGAUCCAUGCUGCUAAGCUUCCUGGUGUUCCUACAUUCUCAAUUCGAACCCUUAAUAGUAAUCAUACAUGUGAUGGUUUAACUCAUCUUGGCCAUCAACAAGCCACUGUUGAAUGGGUUGCUCAUUCCGUGGAGCAGCAACUUAGGGAGAAUCCAAAUUGCAAGCCAAAAGAGAUAUUGGAAGAGAUCCACCGGGUUCAUGGAAUUGCUUUGUCAUACAAGCAAGCCUGGAGAGGGAAGGAACGAAUCAUGGCUACUGUCCGUGGAUCAUUCGAGGAGGGAUAUCGACUCCUUCCUCAGUAUGUUGAACAGAUUGAACGAACAAAUCCAGGGAGUAUAGCAGCGGUAUUUCCCAAUCCAGAGGAUAACUCUUUCCACCGGCUGUUUGUGUCGUUUCAAGCAUCAAUUUAUGGUUUUCUCAAUGGAUGUCGCCCCCUUCUAGGACUUGAUAGGAUUGCCUUAAAGAGCAAAUACCUAGGAACUUUACUUCUGGCUGCUGGUUAUGAUGGGGAUGGAGCUCUAUUCCCUUUAGCUUUUGGGGUAAUUGAUGAGGAAACUGAUGACAAUUGGAUGUGGUUCCUCUCUGAGUUGCAUAGUUUGCUCGAUUUGAAUACAGAGAAUAUGCCAAGGCUUACUAUCUUGUCUGAUAGGCAAAAGGGUAUAGUUGAGGGGGUGGAAGCAAAUUUCCCCACUGCAUUCCAUGGGUUUUGUAUGCGACAUCUUAGUGAAAGCUUUCGUAGAGAGUUUAACAAUACCAUGCUCGUCAAUCUAUUUUGGGAAGCUGCUCGGGCCCUUACUGUCAUCGAGUAUGAGACCAAAAUUCUUGAGAUUGAGGAAAUUUCAUCAGAUGCAGCCUAUUGGAUCAGACGGCUUCCACCACGCUUAUGGGCCACUGCAUAUUUUGAAGGGACGAGAUUUGGCCAUUUGACAGCUAGUAUGGCUGAAUCAGUAAGCCCAUGGAUUCUAGAAGCUUCUACUCUCCCAAUGGUUCAGAUGAUGGAGAAUAUAAGAAGGCAGCUGAUGACUUUGUUCAAUGAACGGCGUGAGGUAAGUAUGCAAUGGGCAAGCACACUGGUACCAAACGCAGAAAGACAGGUGGCAGAAGCCAUAGAGCAAGCUCGGACUUACCAAGUUCUCCGAGCUAAUGAAGCUGAAUUCGAAGUUAUAUCCCAUGAGGGUACCAAUAUUGUUGAUAUCAGAAAUCGUUGUUGCCUUUGUCAUGGAUGGCAGGCAUAUGGGUUGCCUUGUGCUCAUGCUGUAGCGGCUUUACUUUCUUGUAGGCAGAAUGUUCAUCGGUUUGCUGAGAGCUGCUUCACAGUUGCUACUUACAGAAAGGCUUACUCCCAGACCAUUCACCCUAUUCCAGAUAAGACCCUGUGGAAUGAGGGUAAUAACAAUAACAAUAGUAUUACUGACAUCAUCUUGAGCCCGCCUAAAUCACUUCGUCCACCUCCACGUCCUAGGAAAAAGCGUGUCCGGGCUGAAGACCGUGUUGGCCCAGUGAAGCGAGUUGUGCACUGUAGCCGUUGCAAUCAAACUGGACAUUUUAGAACCACCUGUGCAGCUCCUAUAUAGAUAAUUAGAUGUAUGAUGAUUCAUCUUCUUUGUUUUCCUUGCAAUGUGUUUCUUUAGUUGCCUUCAGAGUUCAUUGUACUUCAGUAUCAGGCUGUCUGUUCUUAGUUCUAAUACAACAAGAGUUUCCAUGAGUGCAACUAAUUCUGGCCAUUUUAAUUGAUA
Molecule: messenger RNA, 3097 nt
Organism: Chenopodium quinoa (quinoa)
Lineage: Eukaryota; Viridiplantae; Streptophyta; Magnoliopsida; Caryophyllales; Amaranthaceae
Exons: 3
Coding region: 623-2935 (770 amino acids)
Molecular function (GO): zinc ion binding
Source: RefSeq, a predicted model, not a curated record